This is a messenger RNA of Drosophila serrata, 1176 nucleotides long. Its product is annotated as putative gustatory receptor 36a. Gene Ontology annotation, biological process: sensory perception of taste. Gene Ontology annotation, cellular component: neuronal cell body; membrane; dendrite. The record is from RefSeq and is a predicted model, not a curated record. Lineage: Eukaryota; Metazoa; Arthropoda; Insecta; Diptera; Drosophilidae. Gene Ontology annotation, molecular function: sweet taste receptor activity.
AUGCUUGACUGGGCUGGUUUAUUGCUGAAGGCUGUCUACUUUUAUGGCCAUUUAAUUGGUCUCAGUAACUUUGAGUUCAAUUGGAGAACUGGUCGUGUUUUCACAGCUGCCAGAAGUACUCUCUAUGCAGUUGUGGCAAAUGUCAUUAUAGUGAUUCUUCUGGGUAUCCUUAUUACCAGGGAUAUUAAUUUAAAUGUGAUCUUUGGAAACUCAAACAGACUGCACGAGUUGGUUAUUAUAACUAUGACUUCGUUGAGACUCAUUGGAGGUCUUACAACAGUAUUGAACCGAUGGCGUCAGCGCUGCCAGAUGAAAUACUUGGCUGGAAAAAUUCUACGUCUCUUUUUGGCCAGGCCGCAGGUGAAAAGGAUGUCCCGUUGGGGGAUUCUCAUCAAAUUUCUUACUGCCGGUGUCACCGAUAUAAUUCAAAUGGCAAUCACUUUCGAUGCCAUUGGACGUGGUGAUUCUACCUUCUUCCUGGGAAUGGGUUUGCAAUUCUGGAUGUCGGGUAUCCUUAAUCUGGCCAUAUCGCAGCAUUAUCUCGUGAUGCUCUUCGUAAGGGCACAGUAUCAACUCCUUAAUAUGGAACUCAAAGAGGUGAUCGAUGAGAGCAUAGACUUGAGCUAUCAUCCACCAAGGAAAGGAGCCUUUAUGACCAGAUGUUGCCAUCUGGCCGAUAGGCUUGAGGAUAUAGCUAAGAUCCAAAGCCAGUUGCAGGAUAUUGUUACCAAAUUGGGAGACGUUUUCGGCAUUCAAGGGUUAAUGGUUUAUGGAGGAUACUAUAUAUCUUCGGUGACUACAAGUUACCUCACAUAUAGUAUCUUUAAACAUGGCCCCGAGAAAUUUGCAUUGAACUAUACAACUACAGUCCUGAUGUUUGCCUGGUGCUUCUUUUAUUACUGGGAUGCCAUCCUUAAUCUCUUCAUUAUGCUAUAUGUCCAAGAUGAUCACAAGGAAAUGAUUCGUCUAUUGGAGCGGAGAACUAUAUUCGCUUCGGGUCUGGAUGUUCGCCUGGAGGAGUCUUUUGAAAGCCUUCAACUGCAGCUAUUGAGGAAUCCUCUCAAAAUUGAGGUGAUGCAAAUAUUCAGUAUUAAUCGGGAUUCGACCUCAGCAAUGUUUGGAUCUUUUAUAACCCACUCAAUAGUUCUUAUUCAAUAUGAUAUUCAAUUCUUUUAA